GCACAACGCAGACUAAAAAGGUUUUCCUUUUUAUAUAAAAGCAGAGAGCGAGCGCAGACCCGUAUGACGCCCUCCAGAAUCCUCAUGGUAUCAUCAACAUGGGCACAGCUCAGAGUCACCUCAUGGCCGAGGAACUUACACAACAGCUGAGCAAGAGCAGUGCGUUCACUUUCUCCAAGAAAUAUCAACAAUACUAUGACUUUUCAGGCAUCCCAGAGUUGAAGGAGGCAAUAGCCAACUUCUUGACCAGACAUCUGAGCCCUCAUAAGCAGCUCUUGCCAGAAUAUAUUGUGGUUAUGCCUGGAGCAACCUCAUGCAUUGAUGCCUUAGCCCAUGCCCUGUGUGACAGAGGAGAUGUCAUUAUAACACCCACUCCAAGUUAUGGUUGCAUUUUCAGAGACGUGAAUGAUCAUGCAGGCGUCAUAGUAGAACCUUUAAAUCUUGUGCAGGACAGGGACAGCAAGACAAGUUUCAUUCUGGAGCCAGAAGCACUGAGGUCACAUAUUCAGUCACUAAAGGCAUCAGGUCAUCGGGUCAGAGCCUUCAUCUUGCUCCAUCCCAACAAUCCUUUGGGUGAUGUAUAUGCACCAGAGUUGCUCCAUGAUCUAAUGGAUGUGUGUGCCAGAGAAAAGAUCCACUUCAUUAGUGACGAAGUUUAUGCACUGUCAGUCUUUGACGAGGGUCCAAAGUUUCGUAGUGUACUCAGCUUGGAAGCUCCGGAUCCCGAGAGAACACAUGUUAUUUGGAGUUUUAGUAAGGACUUUAAUCUGGCUGGUUUGCGGGUGGGAGUCAUUGUGAAUGUCAGUCCUCUGGUGACCUCUUGCCUGAGGGCUGUUGCUGAAUAUAAAUCUGUUCCCCACAUUAUCCAGCAUGCUGCAGCCACACUCCUCAAUGAUGCAGAAUGGUGUGACAAGUUUUAUCUUCCAAUGAACAGGGCAAGGCUUGCCAAGGCAUACAAGGAAACAUGCAAACGUCUAGAAAUCAUGGGAGCUCAUGUCCGGAAGGCUAGGGCAGGCUUUUUUGUGUGGUUUUCUGUUCAGCCAUUCAUGAUGGAAAAUACAGAGAAGGAAGAAAUGGCACUGCAUGAAGAAAUUAUGGAUGCAGGGUUAUACAUAGCACCAGGAACAAAAUUUUAUUGCAUUUCACCAGGCUGGAUGCGUCUAGUGUUCACAGUGCCUAAGCAGGAGCUAAAUGAGGGUUUGAGACGUUUAGAGGGUGUCUUGCGAAGACGACAAGCAAUGUUAAAGAUAUUGAAGACAAGCAAAUGUGCUGAAUCUUUAGAAGAGAAAUGAAAAAUUUUCUGUGCUGACAAUAUUUAUGUGAAGCAAUUGAUUUUAUAUUGUGAUAUUGUUAUUUCUAUAUACUCAUGAUUAUUUUUAUAAUUCACUUUUUAGAGUUCUCAUUAUACACAUAUGGUAUACUAUAUUACAUUAUAGUAAAAUUGGUGAUUGUUUUGCAUGUUCAAAUGUUUGAUAGAUGGUUUUAAGUAUAGAUGAAACAUUAUUAUGAAAAACUGCCUGUGAUGAUAUUACUUGACAUUCCUAUUGUAAGAACAAGUACUGUAAUAUGAUUUAGUAAUUAAUAAAUCUGUGUCAUGAAU
Molecule: messenger RNA, 1600 nt
Organism: Penaeus monodon (black tiger shrimp)
Lineage: Eukaryota; Metazoa; Arthropoda; Malacostraca; Decapoda; Penaeidae
Product: 1-aminocyclopropane-1-carboxylate synthase-like protein 1
Exons: 9
Coding region: 99-1292 (397 amino acids)
Biological process (GO): amino acid metabolic process; biosynthetic process
Molecular function (GO): pyridoxal phosphate binding; transaminase activity
Source: RefSeq, a predicted model, not a curated record